This is a messenger RNA of Arachis ipaensis, 1078 nucleotides long. NCBI's taxonomy places the organism in Eukaryota, Viridiplantae, Streptophyta, Magnoliopsida, Fabales, Fabaceae. The record is from RefSeq and is a predicted model, not a curated record.
AUGGAGUGUAGAAACUCUACCGUAACUGCAAAUUUUGUUCCAGAUGAGUCCGCUUCGAUUGAAAAUAGCAACAAAUCGAGUGUGAAGAGUGUUUAUUGGCAAUACUUUAGUCGAUUUCAAGAGGGAAAAGACUGGAAGACAAAAUGCAACCAUUGCAAAUCUAUUCUUGGAUCCAAUCCAAGAAAUGGAACUACAAAUUUGAAGAAUCAUGUGCUCCACUAUUGUAAAAGGAUCAAAUUAGCAAACUCUAGGCAAUCAACAAUUGCUGAUUCAUUGUCUAAACAUGCAAGGAGUGCUGCAGAUGCUUUUGUAUUUGAUCCAUCUUAUACAAGAAGGUGUAUUGCCAAGGCCAUAUGUAUGCAUGAGUAUCCUUUAUCUUUUGUGGAACAUGUUGGAAUGAAGGAAGUAUAUGCAUCAAUGCAACCAACUUUUAAAGUGCCUAGUCGAAACACAAUCAAGAAGGACAUUUUUGAAAUGUAUGAGUUGGAGAAGCUUAACAUGACUAAGAUAAUGGAUGGAAAUGAUAGUCGAGUAGCAGUUACAACUGACAUGUGGACUUCCAACCAAGAAAAAGGAUACAUGGUUGUUACGGCACACUACAUUGAUAGUUCAUGAAUUUUGCAAAUGCGCGUAUUAAGUUUUACUUAUGUUCCCGCUCCUCAUACGAGUGAAGUGCUCUCGAAUGCAUUAAUGAAAGUUUUGUUAGAGUGCAACAUAGAUAGAAAAUUGUCAACUAUUACAUUGGAUAAUUACUCUACUAAUGAUGCUAUGGUUGAUGAGUUGUUGGGGCACUUAGAUUCAAAAUAUUUGUUGUUGGGGGUUCUAUGUUGCAUAUGCGUUGUUGUGCUCAUAUCUUAAACCUAAUUGUGAAAGAUGGUCUAAAUUUGGUUAAGGAAAGUGUGGAAAAAAUUAGUGGUAGUAUGGUGUAUUGGACUUCAACCCCCAAAAGACAUGAAACCUUUGUGAGUUGGUGUAGUAAGUCAAAUGUUCAAUUUACAAAAAAAUUAGCUCUUGAUUGUCCAACUAGAUGGAACUCCACUUAUGUGAUGUUAGAGACUGCAUGGUUAUAUCGAAAUAU